Rhizoctonia solani is the source of this 4848-nucleotide messenger RNA. Its product is annotated as structural maintenance of chromosomes protein. The record is from RefSeq and is a predicted model, not a curated record. NCBI's taxonomy places the organism in Eukaryota, Fungi, Basidiomycota, Agaricomycetes, Cantharellales, Ceratobasidiaceae. Gene Ontology annotation, molecular function: ATP binding; protein binding. Gene Ontology annotation, cellular component: chromosome. Gene Ontology annotation, biological process: mitotic chromosome condensation. Bases 1 to 4848 code for a protein of 1615 amino acids. The transcript is spliced from 19 exons.
AUGCCCCCUCGACGGACGACACGAGUUUCGACGGAAUCCAAGCCAGUUUCCAAAGCCACAUCCAGGGGGAGAAAGGUGUCCAAUAAAUCGGAACCUGUUGUAGUCGAUUCCGACUCUUCUGACGGAGCUGAAGAGGCUGCACCUCCUAAACCCGCACCUCCGAAAGCACGACGAGGUCGACCGGCCAAAACUGUGGUGAAAGAGGAGCCUGUAGAAACCAACGGGGAGGAAGAGGAAGAGGAAGAAGUAGAGGUUGAGAAGGACCUCAAAGGCAAGGGGAAGGGGAAAGGAAAGGCGAGCGCAGUCGUGCCUGCAAAGCGGCGCUCUAACCGACAAACUGUGGGCGAACAUACCGACAAGGAGAACACUGCUGGCGAGACAACUCCGGUCGAGGAUGCUCCUAAGCGUAACGUACGGCGUACAUCGAGGCAACCGUCGAUCGCCAAAGCACCUCUAUCAAAACAAAUUGCGAGGAAAGCAUCUGGUGGGAGAAGGAAACGUAAUCAGGAGGAGGACGAGGAGGAAAAUGAGGAUGUCGAACGACCGAACAAACGUCAGACGAUCAAAGAAGAGCCAGAGCCCCAGUCCGAAGCUGAAGCCGGGCCAGAUGCCAGUAAAAUUGAGGAGGAUGCGGAGGAAGAAGGGACCCCUGUGUCAGAACAACCGCCACCUGAACCCGAUGAGGACUCGGACACCCCUGCUCCCAAAAACCGAGCGGCCUCUUCGAAAACAAAGAAAAACACCGUGGCUAAUGGCAAGGCUACCACAGCUCGUGUUCAAUCUCCGGGGCCUUCAAAAACUCCGCCUCGUUCGAAAUCCGAAGUCAAAACUCCGUCAAAGCCCAAGCCCCCGGCUCGUAGUGCAAUACCCGAAUCUGACAGUGAUGAUGAACGGGAUUUACUCGCAGAAGCGGCCGCCACACCUCUCAAGCGGAAGUUGGGCCCGCGAGAAUCUCUAUCCAUGAGUGCCUCUCAGAUCCAGCAGCUGAGUUCGCAAGCUGAACCAAAAGUUCUCGAAGUCCCAGCUGGCCCCAAGAAACGACUCGUCAUCCAUAAAAUAGCGCUUGUCAACUUUAAGAGUUAUGCUGGUAGACAGGAAAUCGGGCCUUUCCACAAGUCAUUUUCGGCGAUCGUUGGUCCCAACGGUUCCGGAAAGUCGAACACUAUUGAUGCGCUAUUGUUUGUGUUUGGCUACCGUGCCUCGAAAAUGCGUCAAGGCAAAUUAUCGGAGUUGAUUCACAAUUCGGCGGAUUACCCUGACCUCGAUAUGUGUUCGGUGGAGGUCUGGUUCAGGGAGAUUAUUGAUUUGCCUGGGGCAGAUGCAUAUGAAGUAGUUCCUAAUUCACGACUCAUCGUCUCACGCACUGCGUACAAGAACAACAAGUCAGACUAUACGAUCAACGCGAAGCCCAGUAACUACUCCGAGGUCACGACGUUGCUGAAGUCUCGAGGCAUCGACUUGGACCACAAACGAUUCCUUAUUCUCCAGGGCGAAGUUGAAUCAAUUGCACAAAUGAAACCCAAAGCACCCAACGAGCACGAAGAUGGUUUACUCGAGUACCUAGAAGAUAUCAUUGGUACCUCUAAGUACAAGGAACCUAUCGAAGAAGCCAUGGCUGAAGCCGAUCGCUUGGCUGAGGAACGAGGGGAAAAGAUGUCUCGUCUGAAGAUUGUGGAAAAGGAAAAGUCUAAACUUGAGGCACAAGAGGCAGAGGCGUUCUUGAGGGACCAAAACGACCUUGUCCGGGCGCAGAGCAAGCUAUGGCAAUUUAAUACCUACAAGUGCAAGCAGAAUAUCGAAGCCACGCAAGCACAUAUCGCUAAUUUGAAAGCUGAACUUGCCAAAGAAGUCGAGGCCAACGCUGGUUAUAUCCGCGAAACCGAGGAGCUCGAAACACAGUAUAAGGAACAGCGUGAGGCGUUCGAUGUCCUGGAGCGUGAGUUGGCCAAGAUCAACAAGUCACUCAGCGCCCAGUCGAAAGUCGAGGUUGGUCUUGAGGAAAAGCAGAAGCACAUCAAGACGAAGGAAAAGAAGCUUCAGAAGAGUAUUGCCGAGGAUGCGCAUCGCAAAAACGAAGCUGAAACUUGGAUAGUCAAUCACACCGAACAGCUGGAAAAGUCGACAAAAGAGCUUGCGAGGUUAGAGAAGGAACUUGUCGUUGAGGAGGAGCAACUCGAAAUCAUUGCUGAGAGCGUGAAGGGGAAAACGCAAAUCUACCACGACCAGAUCCAAGCCAAGCAAGCCGAACUUAUACCGUGGCAACGUAAGAUAGCCGGGAGGGAAGGAGAUUUGAAUGUCGCCACCCGCGAACGUGAAAUGCUGGAGUCCAAGGCCAAGAAUGGCGAGCAGGCUAUCGAAGAGGCGACAGGUGCAUUGCAGGAGCUGAAAGACGAGCACGAAGUCAAGACUACGGAGCUAAAGGCGGCCAAAUCAGAUCAGAACAAGUUGGCAAAAGAACUGCAAGAAGCUGAGAAGACGCUCCGUGAAAUGAAUUCCCGUGUAGACAAGUUGAAGAGCACGGCCGCGACCAACCGGAGCAAGCGGGACGAAGCUACAGCUUCCAAUGCUACAAACACUUCUCGAAAUGCUGUCCUAGACUCGCUGAUGAAGCUCAAGGAGUCUGGUAGGGUUCAAGGCUUCCAUGGGCGGCUGGGUAACUUGGGCACUAUCCCGGAUGAAUACGAUGUAGCAGUCACGACUGCGGCUGGUGGACUAAACAACAUGGUCGUGGAUACGGUGGAGCAAGCUCAGGCGUGCAUCGAGCACCUUCGCAAGUAUAACGUCGGCCGAGCCCAGUUUUACAUUCUAGAGAAGCUCAACGUCAAUUCUCGCAACAUGGAACGCAUACAAACUCCGAACAACACGCCUCGUCUGUUUGACUUGAUCACCAUGAAGGACAAAAAGUUUGCUCCCGCGUUCUACAUGGCCAUGCGCGACACUCUGGUUGCGCCCGAUCUGGAUAGCGGAGAACGUAUCGCAUUUUCGGGAAGCGGAAAACGCUGGCGCGUAGUCACCAUGAACGGACAAUUGAUCGACCUGAGCGGGACUAUGUCCGGUGGUGGCACCAAAGUUAGCCGCGGUGGCAUGUCUUCCAAGUUUGCGGCCGACUCUGUUUCUCCCGAUAUUAUCCGCCGAUAUGAAGCUGAGAGCGAGAAGGCAGAGCAGGAGUACAGUGAAGCUUUGGCUCAGAUGAGAACGUUCGAACGUGGGGUUGAGGACAUGAAGCGUCGGGCACCCUCUCUGAACACGGCAGUUUCGAAACUAGAGAUGGAUAUCCAAGGGUUGGAAGUUAGGAUCAAGGCCGCUGAAAAGAGACUUCUCAAUAUUCAGAAUGAUAACAAGCCCAAUGCUAAUGAUGUCAAGCGUAUUGCCGCGCUCGCGAAAGAAAUAUCUGCCAUCGAGGGUGAACUCAAUAAACUACGAGCCAAGGCAGCGUCUUAUGAGAAAGAUAUCGCCGAUCUUCAGGAACAGAUUCUUGAAGUUGGAGGUGUCAAACUUCGCUCCCAACGCUCCAAAGUCGACGAUAUCAAGGCCAUGCUCGAACUCGCUAAUGAUCAGCAGCUCAAGGCUGAAACCGGGAGAACCAAGUCGGAGAAGGAUCGCAAGAAAUAUACUGCUGCCAUAGAGUCUAAUCAAACUGCGCUUGAAGAGAUAGAGGAGGAGCUUACUUCUCUGAACGAGAACCUCCAAACAUGCAGGGCCGAUAUGCAGAAGCUUCAGCAAGCUGUAUCGCAAGCUGAGGGGGCGAAGGAUACCUACGAGGACAGUCUCAAGGAGCUCAAAGAGGAAUUGGACGAGAAGCUCAAACUGACUCUUAGUUUCCGGGCCAAAGAGCAAGACUUUAAGCAGGAAAUCGGCGAGGCUGAAGUUGAGUUGAAAUCACACAAGAGGAAGGCUCAAGAUUUCGUUCAGCUACACAAUAAGCUCGAGUUAAACGAUGAUAUUGACGAGGACGAGGAUGAGGAUGAAAAGGAACAGCCUCCGGCAGAAGAACAGGGCGAAACAGCCGAAGACGCCAUGGACGAAGAUGGAGAGAAGAGCGUGGAGCCCAAGGUUAAAGACGAUCCCGAUGGUGCCCCAUCCAAAAAGCCCAAGCGAGAAAAACAUGAUCCAAGCGAAUUGAGGAUUUACACGGAUGAAGAGCUAGCGAGCAUGAACCGUGAUCGUCUUGUGGCGGAUGUCACCAUUCUCGAAGAAAAGAUCGGUAACGCCAAACCAAAUCUUAAUGUCCUACCAGAGUAUCGCCGCCGUGAAGCCGAAUACUUGGCGAAAGCAAAGGAGUUUGAAGAUAUAACAAGGCAACGGGACGAACAAAAGGCCAAAUACGAAGAACUUCGCAAGCAACGCCUUGACGAGUUCAUGACCGGCUUCAACAUGAUUUCGUCCAAGCUCAAGGAAAUGUACCAGAUGAUUACACUUGGUGGAAAUGCCGAGCUGGAUCUGGUCGAUACAAUGGACCCCUUCUCAGAAGGCGUAAAUUUCAGCGUUAUGCCACCAAAAAAGAGUUGGAAAAAUAUCUCGAACUUGUCCGGUGGAGAAAAGACCUUGAGCUCCCUGGCACUGGUAUUCGCGCUACAUGUUUUCAAGCCCACCCCCCUAUACUUCAUGGAUGAAAUUGAUGCCGCGCUCGAUUUCCGCAAUGUGUCUAUCGUUGCCAACUACAUCAAGGACCGUACUAAAGAUGCGCAGUUCAUCAUUAUUUCUCUUCGAAACGACAUGUUCGAGCUUAGCCACCGUCUGGUCGGUAUCUACAAAACCAACAAUGCGACACGAAGUAUCUGUAUCGACAACAAACCACUUCUCUCUGCUGCAUCAUCCGCCACACAGAAUGGCUCAAUCAAGGCAUAA